CUGAAGUUUAUCUGGGUCACAGGUAGCACUUCCGGUCCUCAACAGGAACUCUAGAUCCACUUUAGCUGUAAAUAUCAAGCUUUUGAAAGUUACAAAUUCACGAUAAUGAUUGAAAAAUACCAAUUACUCUUAGGGACAUUUUGUUUAGUUACACUUUUUGGUACAGGCUUUGCAUUUAACUGCUACCAAUGUGACUCCACAUUAGACAGUAACUGUCAGGAGAAUUGGGAUCACAGUCUCUCAUAUAACCGACAGAAGUAUCAGCCUUGUAACCUCUGGAAUGCCAAAUUCUGUAUUAAAGCUACUGGCAUGUGGGGAGGAGUGGUUGGAACUCACAGAUUUUGCAGUUCUCGAGAUCUAGGUGACCAGUGUCAAGAUAUUUGGUUUCCUGACCAUGACAGAAUGUAUCGUGCCUGUGUCUACACCUGCACUGCUGAUGGCUGCAAUGGUGCUAAGAGCUGGUCAUCUGGUUCAGUUAUUUUUAUUGCUCUCUUCAGUGCGCUUUUAGCUGUCGUACGGCAGUUGUGAUUUUUUUUUUUCUGUUGAUUUGAAAGACUCAUUGUUUGAUUGCUGUACAUCCGAGACAGUAGUAACUGAUAUUGUGUGGUUGUUGUAAGGACUAUUGAGUGGAUUUUGCUUAUGUAUCCAAUUUUUAUCUAAGUGUAAACAAAUAAAUUACUAAUAAAAAACUCACUCAAAGAUUUGUUCUACAGAAGUUCGUUUAAAAAAACUAGACAAAUGCAGCUAUAAUAAAAUAAUGAAUAUAUUAUGUUUUUUUAAAUUCUCUUCUACAUCAUGACUUAUUGAUUUUUAAAUUACAUUUUUGUUUACUGAUGUUUUUAUUAAUGUACUAGAAAACCAUUCCAUUUUUUCAAAGUGGUACUUUUCUAAAAAUAGAGUAAGAUAUUUUUUCUAUUCAAUUUUAUGUGCCUUUAUAGCUGCCUAUGAUUAAUGAUUGCCAGAUAUAACCAUGUUACAGAAAAAUUAAAAAAAAAGAAAAUGUUAUGUUUUAAAAUAGCAAAAAAAAAAACUAUUAUAAAGUUGUUUGUUUUGUGUUUUUUUUUUGUUGACCAUUAUAUGAAGAGUAGUCUACUAAUAUAUUUUGUAAAGUUUAUAAUUUGCUGAAUGGAAUGGGCUGCUUUACCUUCUUGAAGUUUAAUUUUAUGGAUAAAUAAUUUCUGAGACUAAAUUGUGAACUUAUUUUAAUAUGUAACUUUUCAUGGUUUCUUUGUUGCAAUAAAACAAAAUGUGGUUCAUGAAGGGACCAAUAUCUGUAUCCAUCCAUUCUCUGUAUCUAGAAGUCAGUUGGUAGUUAGCUCUUUAUGGCAAACUCUACAUGGGGAUCUUCAAGAACUUGUUGACAGCAUGUGUACUACACUCCAAUGCUGUUAGGUUCACCACUUGUACUUCUGUAUGGUCUCAAUUCACAUUUCGUCUGUUAGGUGUUGAGAGCUCCAAACUUUUGUUCAACCACAACCUGUGUCCUUCAACUUUAAACAAAAGUUCUAUUUUUAAUUCCAUUGUUGAAUUAUUUAUUAAGAAGCUCUAAUGUUGAUAUUAAGGAUUCGGAGCUAAAUAGAUACAAAUAAUUUCAUUUUAUUGAGAUCCAAAAUACACUACUCUGUCUAUAUCUCAAAAUGAGGGAAAAUCACAGUUGAACAGCAUGUAUUCCAUUCUACUAAAACAAUAUUUCUAUUCCUAUUUGAUUGUCUGUAUAUAGAAUAUAUUUUAACGGAAUCUCUGUUCUCUUGGAGAAAGCAAUUUUAUUUACAUGCUUUAACUUUGGUUUUAGAAAUAAAAUGUCUCCUGUUGUCCUGACAAAAAGAGGGAGACAAUCUAGAUGUCAUCAUGUUGUAAUUGAAUAGUCUCCCUUGUACUUUAGUCAAAUAUUAAGACAAGGUAGUCAAGUUUAUCUUACUUCAGAGAUGUUGUGAUAAUCAACACUACACCAUUCCUUUAUAAAUGUUUGUGUGUAAUCCUUCCAAAGACUAAUUCCUUCAUCUCAAGUUCAGAUUAUUGAAAGCUUCUAAAAUGAUUUUUUAAAAAAAAAUGCCCUGAAGUUGAAAAUGUAAGGAGUGAAUCUUACAUUUGUAUUUACAGCUUGUGUAUAGAAAUAGUUGACAAAUUUUUAUUGACAAAAUCAACAAUGUACAUAUAACAUAGUACCUAUCACCAACAUUCAAUAAAUUACUAUGAUGUGUAGGUGUCACUCCAAUAUAAAAUGUAAACUGUUGUCUGAUCCUCAACUGAAACAUUGCCAUUGUUGUCCUGUACAUAUUUCAUACAAUUUCUAUUUGUUUUGUCAAAAUAAUGUAUAUUUUUUUGUUUUCUUUAUUUACAUAAUAAAAAAAACAUCAAUUUUUUA
Molecule: messenger RNA, 2365 nt
Organism: Biomphalaria glabrata
Lineage: Eukaryota; Metazoa; Mollusca; Gastropoda; Planorbidae
Product: U-scoloptoxin(05)-Sm1a-like
Exons: 3
Coding region: 106-528 (140 amino acids)
Biological process (GO): positive regulation of voltage-gated potassium channel activity; regulation of synaptic transmission, cholinergic; sleep
Source: RefSeq, a predicted model, not a curated record